Molecule: messenger RNA, 4453 nt
Organism: Oncorhynchus keta (chum salmon)
Lineage: Eukaryota; Metazoa; Chordata; Actinopteri; Salmoniformes; Salmonidae
Product: protein BTG1-like
Exons: 2
Coding region: 304-828 (174 amino acids)
Biological process (GO): negative regulation of mitotic cell cycle; negative regulation of cell population proliferation
Cellular component (GO): cytoplasm; nucleus
Source: RefSeq, a predicted model, not a curated record
UCCUUCAACACAUUCGUUCACUCUGGUGGAGUAAAGUGACAUUGAAAGGGUGCCUCAACGUGGCAUCCUAGAGAAAGACCCCUCUAUUUCCCAACAGCCGUCACCACACUGUACCGUCCUGGCACACGUAGUACCCUCCGAAACGUCCCUACCUCGACUAAUAAAUGACCAGCAUAGGCGCCAGAGAAAUAAAACAAGCGAAAGACACGGAUCAUUAUCCGAACGUGGAGAGAAAAACAACGAAUACUUUUCGGAAUCAUAUGAAGGAAAAGCGCACGAAUCGUCGUCGCAGUUGCCUUCUCAAUGCAUACCCUUUGUGCUCGGGGAACGAUGAAACCAGAGAUUAGCGCCGCGGUCGGGUUUCUGUCGAGAUUUCUGCGGAUAAAAGGACACGUAAAUGACAGACAGCUUCAAUCAUUCAGCGCAAGUUUACAGGAUAUUUUGUCAGAGCAAUACAAGCACCACUGGUUCCCCGACAGGCCAUGCAAGGGCUCGGGCUACCGCUGCAUCCGCAUCAACCACAAGAUGGAUCCCCUGGUGGGGCAGGCAGGCCAGCGCAUCGGCCUGACCAUCAAUCAGCUAUACCUGCUGCUGCCUAGUGAGCUCACCCUCUGGGUGGACCCCUUCGAGGUGUCCUACCGCAUCGGCGAGGACGGCUCCAUCUGCGUGCUCUACGAGUCCCAGCCAGUGGCCCCGGCGCCGUCGGGAGGCAGUGCGGUCACCUCGACCCCCAUGGUGGACAGUCACAUCAGCUGCAAGGAGGCGGCGGGGAUGCUGGGUAGGACCAGCCCUUCCAAAGCCUACAACAUGAUGACUAUGUCCAGCUAAGGGCUGCCACCCGCCACGUCGGGUCAUGGGUUUCGCCCUAGUUGGUCGAUGGCGAACCUUUUUAAAGCUAAAAAGAAAUGAAAUGAAAAAGAGAAAAAAAGGAGGAGAAAAGGCAGAGGAUGUGGCCUAUCGUCCAGGUGAAACCUUGUAGGUUUGAUAUUUCUUUCUCCUUCCUCGCUCCAUAGUCUGUUAUGUUGUGUUGUGGGAUCUACCGGAGGCUUCGUUUUUCCCCCCGCGGAGAGGACUGUGUGGAGCGUGGAGCUGUUGGGGGCAGCUAAAACAAACCAAGAAACCGAACAGAGAAACAGCGCAGAGAAGGGGCUGCUUUUUGUUUUGGUUUUUUUACACCGGUCUAUCAUUGUUGACUUUGCACUUUCUUCUCCACGUGGUUACAGUGGGUACCAUGUCACCACCACCCCCACCACCCUCUCAAAAGCUUCAAGGAACUGCUGUCAAGAACCAUACCGUUGAAUUUCAGCCUUUUAUCUACUUCCUGUUGUUAUUGGGUGUACUUCCUGUCUAGGAAGGAAGUUAAGGGGCUGAGGUCCGGACUGUGCCUGUUUCUAGGGCAGUCUCUGGGGAAACGCUCUAAGUCAUUUUCUUCUAAAACCCAGUUUUUGGACCACAGGGUAUUUCUUUACCCCCAGAGGCUGCCCCAUAUGCCAUCGUCAAGCUUCAGGAAGCCCCUCCACCUCCAUAUGGAAGUGCAGUGGAAUGCGCUGUGACACCUGUUGCUAAGGACAGUAAUGUGUCACAGCGCACCCCACCAACACCCCCAACCAUGUAUGUGUAGCUUUCUGGGGAGGGCUGGGUAUUUGUCCCCUCCCCUUCGAUCAAUGUUGGUUUGAAAUUCACAAUCAAGUUCUCGUUUUGUUUAUAUCCCUCCAUCCCCACCCUGACCUUUGGCCCUCUCCAAAUUCUAAGUGUAGCAUAGGUGGCACUAUAUUCUCACCGAAAUCUGGAUCAUUUGUUUUGGUUGUUGUGGCCCUGUCAGAAGAAAUGACAUUGAAUGCACUUUUGACAUUUAGAUUGUGUGGGAUGUGUACUUCUAGAGAAAACCAUCUUCAUUCCAUUCGCUCCAAUGUCAUCUUUCAUGAGUUCCUUUUCUUUUGUAAAUUACUCACAGCUCUUACGUCAGGCUAGACCCCACUCUAUAUAAUUUGGGAGAGUAACUGAAGGUUUUAAAAAUAUUUCACACUGUAAGCAUUUCAUUAAGAUCCGUUCAGGUUUUGGUAGGUAGGUGCGGUUUGUGACAGGUUAGGCGUCUGUUGUCCGUUUGUAAGGCACUUUUCUCGGAAGCCCCCCUCCCCCAAUACACACAGACACACACAGACACACACAGACACACACACACACACACACACACACACACACACACACACACACACACACACACACACACACACACACACACACACACACACACACACAGAUGGCAAUUUGAGACACUUAUAGAACUCUGAUAGAUCUCUCUGCAGCUGUCGAGGGGUGUGUGAGUGUAGCCAAAGGGAAGUCUGUACGCCCCUGACUGGGUCCAAGGCUUUCAACACCUCUCCUUUCUUCUGUCUCUCAGUUUGGAUGAGGGGUGCGUUGCCCAACGUAGGACUUCAAUGUUACACCUAUGAGCCAUUCUCUGGAGAACCAAGAGAGAACCAGCGUAAUGUUAGCCAGCCUGGUUCGAGGUGCUGCUGGACCCUCUCUGGAGGUGUCCCUGUCAGGGCAGACAGACACAAGAAGACCCUCUGGUGCAACAUAUCACCCCCAGCCAGCCAACCAACCAGCCAACCCCCUCCCCCCAAUAGCAGUACGGAGCAAGCAGUAACACAUAUCGUCUAUCCUCGCACCAGGGGAGGGAAUGGAGGUGGUGCGGGGGGCCAGAGCCGGAUACUCUCGUCCAGGGCAGCUACAAUCCCUCCGGCCCCCUCUAAACUAACCUCCACCCAACCAACCCCCUCUUGGCGGUGGAGAGCAAAGCCAGCAAAUGCACUCAGCGCACUCCGUCUGCACUGGGAGCCCACAUAGAGACAGGCAACAAAGAGGAGUCAAAGGAUAGGAAGUGGCGGUACACAGUCCAAGUUUCUUUGUUUCUUAGGCUGAGCACUGAACUAGUUUACAUGGGUGCAAUAGGACGAUGGUGGUGUCAGUCGUCCUGUAGCUCACUCCUGGUUGGUCACGCUGCAGACAGACAGACAGACGAUGUGACAGGCUGUGGGGUUUCGGGGCUUUUAGCCGCUAAGCUGACCAGGCUGGGCACCAGCCCAUCAGACCUACAUGUGCUGCUUUAAGCUCCCUAAGCACAGAGGAUCAUGGGUAAUGGAUCUGUGGUUGUUGAUGCACUGCACACCCUAUCCUCCCUCAUCCACUCCCCUCCUCCUCACUGUCCUCCCUCUCUCCAUUUCUCCUGGUGCUCCUUCAUCAGUCUGUGGAAAAAGCAGUGUCUCCACAUGAGCCAGAUGGACAUGUCUGAGAGAGGAGCCCAGAGCUUUGUUGUUGUGGUUGAAAACCAGCUUUUUAAAAACCUUGCAGCUCCUCUAUUGCUUCGAUUAUGGCAGCUAUCGAUGUUGUUAUGAGAUUGGUCUGUGUUUCAGACGUAGCAAGUUGUCCCUCUUUUUGCUAUAUGUAUUUUAAAGUCACAGAGGUGUAGCAUCUCAUCCCCCCCUCCCUUUCUCCCUAGUCUGAUCAUCUAUCCCAAUUUGAACAGACUUCAUUUUUAGACCUACCAAAAAGGAAAUAAUGCCGAAAUGGUUUGAUCUCUUUCUCAACAGUAACACCACCACCAAAACAAUUUGAUUUAGUCCACAAUAUCGGAUCUGUAAAUGCAUCCAUUCAGCCUUUGCGCACAUAGGUUUCAGAAACGUUGUGAAACGUGUUUUUGAAUAGUCGGAGGUAAUAGCACAUAAAAUGCACUAAAUAUGUCAAGUUGAAGUUGUGACGUUUUUGAGACGCGAGGAGUCUCUUCUGGAAUGUAUUACCAAACUCAGGCCUGGGACAUUCAAUAAAAACCCUUCUGGAAAAGCUGUGCAUGUUAAGACGUGAAACGGGAAGGGAAUAGUCAUCAAUGAUUCAUCAAUGAUUUUAGAAUUAUUGCCACUUUCACAUUUAGGGUGUUUUACAUAUUCUAUAAUCUCUUGCUAUUGUACACCAUAUGGUAGAAUACAUGCAUAACAUUACACAAUGGGAAGUGCCAAUCAUUUGUUUUGAGGUGUUUAGAUGUAUUUCUUUUGCAUUUCCUAGUUUUAACACGGAUAACUAUUUUCGUAAGUGAAGCCAUUUGUGAUGGGAGUGUUGGCAAGGACCAAUCUGUUUUGGUAAAAGAAAUAUCAGUUUCCAUGCCCUGUACUGAUAGACUUAUCCUUUGUUUUUUUUAAACUUACAAAACAAGAAAAACGUUGAAAAAAUCUGAGCGUACCCAAGAAGAAAAGCUGUCUAUUCUACCUUGUGAUUUCAUGUCAGUACAUCUUUAUUGUGUUCAUUUUCUUUUUCUUGGGUAUGUCGUGAUGAACUGCUGUAAAUUUGUACAGUUCAUGUAAAUUGAUUGUGCAAAAGUUGUACAGAUUUCUAUAUUUUGGAAGAAAAGUUGUUUUUUUCUUCUCUGUAAUAAAAUAUUUCCUAUCUUGGCAACAUA